AUGAGGGUGUGGAGAUCGACUGGGAGGGCGAGAGUUACAGUCCAUGAUCUCCAGAUGAUAGUGGACCCAGGGCCUACAUGGCAGCUGGAGGGUCGUUGGAUUUGGCGACUAGGAGUCCACCCACGUAUGACUUUGUUUCUGUGGAGGGUGGCAUGGGGCAUUCUCCCUACCAAAGGGAUCUUGGCUGGGAGGGGGAUCCCGAUACCGGCUGACUGUGAGGGAUGCCCUGGGAAGGAGGAGACCAUCAGUCACGUCCUCUUUAUGUGCCCGCGAGCGCUUCAGGUAUGGGGCCUUGUAUUGACCCACCGGCUGACAUUCACCUCCACUGAGAUCUUUCUGAGCCAGUUGAGGGACUCAGCUCGAAUUUUUGACACGAUGGAUAGGGCAACAGUAUGGGCUUAUGUGGCAUACCAUAUUUGGCUGGACAGGAAUGCGAGGAUCUUCGAGGGAAGGGGGUUUUAUCCGAGAUCAGUGGUUGGUAGAGCUCUUGCACAUGCAGCUGAGUUGGCGAGCGCCGCAGCUGACAUUACACCUGGAGAUGACAGGGACAUCUGA
This is a messenger RNA of Phoenix dactylifera (date palm), 555 nucleotides long. Lineage: Eukaryota; Viridiplantae; Streptophyta; Magnoliopsida; Arecales; Arecaceae. The record is from RefSeq and is a predicted model, not a curated record.